Messenger RNA from Heterotrigona itama, 1242 nucleotides. Lineage: Eukaryota; Metazoa; Arthropoda; Insecta; Hymenoptera; Apidae. The record is from the annotation of a GenBank genome assembly.
AUGGAAGAAAGUAUACCAAAAUUACAGCAAAAUGAAUUAAAUGAUAAAAGGCCACAAUUUGGUAACAGAAUUCUCUCCAACUAUGAUAAUGUAUUUCAACAUAACGCAUGGUACUUAUACAUUACUGUUUAAUUAUGAUACUAGUUUUCAAAUUCUAACCUAUAAAAUGUGAUUUUUAAUAUGAAAUUGUUUUUAUACAAUUUUGACAUCAAGGAAGAAAAGAAUUAGUCUAUUAUACAUUUAAAUAUACUUAUUAUCAAUUAUACAUUAUCAUAUAUAUUUAUACAUAUAGAUUAUACAUAUACAUUUUAUAAUUAUUAUUUAAAGGGAUAAUGUUGUAUGGGAUGAGGAACAACAAAAAUUAGCUCAAAUAAAAGUAAAUGAAAAUUCAGCCAUAAUUUUAUCCAAUGAAAAAAUUCAAGAGUAUGAGAAAGCAGCUGAUAAAUAUUGGGAUAAAUUUUAUGGAAUACAUGAUAAUAAAUUUUUCAAGGACAGACAUUGGUUAUUUACAGAAUUUCCUGAGUUGGCUCCGAAUAUAGUAAAGCAAAAUAUUAAACAGCCUCUGAGAUCUACAUUUGAGAAUGAUCGAGAUACUCACAUAAAAAUUCUUGAUGUACCCAGUAAAAAAGAAACUAAAAUUCUGGAAAUUGGUUGUGGAGUAGGAAAUACAGUAUUUCCAAUACUUUUGUAUAACACUGAUCCUAACUUAUUUGUAUAUGGUUGUGAUUUUUCUACUAAAGCAAUAGAUAUAUUAAAGCAGAAUACUGCUUAUAACACAUCCAGAUGUAAAGCUUUUGUUCUUGAUGUGACACAAGAGAAAUGGGAAACACCUUUUGAGCCAGAAAGUUUGGAUAUUAUAAUAUUAAUAUUUGUUCUUUCAGCGAUACAUCCUGAAAAAAUGAAGUAUGUCAUACAACAAGUUUAUAAAUACUUAAAAUCAGGUGGAUUAAUUUUAUUCCGAGAUUAUGGAAGAUAUGAUUUAGCUCAGUUAAGAUUUAAGAAAGGCAGUUGCCUUGCAGAAAAUUUUUAUGCUCGAGGAGAUGGAACUAGAGUGUAUUUCUUUACACAAGAGGAAAUUAGGAUCCUGUUUACAAGUUGUGGUUUCACAGAAGAGCAAAAUCUUGUAGAUAGAAGGUUACAAGUUAAUAGAGGGAAACAACUUAAAAUGUACAGAAUAUGGAUUCAAGGAAAAUAUAGAAAAUAAAUAAAAAAUUCUAUUUCUUUUUUCCUUCGACAAAAACA